This is a messenger RNA of Mesocestoides corti, 1116 nucleotides long. Lineage: Eukaryota; Metazoa; Platyhelminthes; Cestoda; Cyclophyllidea; Mesocestoididae. The record is from the annotation of a GenBank genome assembly.
AUGUGCCUAAGUCGAAAUUACCGGGCAGAGUGUCCCUCAGGAAUCGACUCACCUGGGCCAAGCAGCCAAUUUGCUCAGACGCCAAAAACAUAUGGAAAGCAACCUUCUCACUACCCCACACCCUCAAUCCAGUCUUCGCGACCGCCCUCGAUUCCCUCAACUACGUCUUUUCAAGAGGCUUUGCAGAUGCUAUACCAAAAACACCCGCUUCCUUCCAGGCCACUCCUGUCGAAUCCCUUCCCGAUGCUGCCAACCCACAUGCUCCGGGGGGGACCCAGGAAGCGAUUUUCCACAGACGACGUGGAGGGCCCUAGUCGAGGUACCAUUGCGGGAGGACAGUCGUUCCCAAGGCGGCAGUCCGAGUCUGGGUUGUAUCGGCUUGCAGAGCGGAUGCAACGACAGCCGCCUGGGGGCCAAGGGUCGCUGAAAAGGGUAAGGUCGGAGCAACAGGAUGUGCCCUUCUCAAUGCUCGGGCAGCAUCACUCAACCACGGCCUCCAGUGGACAACCUUUUGCGCUAACGAUGGUACUCGGUGAACAAGCACCGGUGACCAACCCAGAGCAACUAGCGCGAAACAUCUUCAUCCCACUGCUCAAUCCAUCACAGGCUUUUCAGACCACCACCGCCACAGCGCCCUCUUCAUCUCCUUCCCACCAUCAUCAUCCUCGCACUCCGGCGUUGGAUCUUCUCCUCAUGACUGAAGGAGAAGCGCGUCAACUCUCGGAGACUAUGCUUGCUGGCUCAAGCGGUGUUUCUCAUACUCCCUCCGAGCGACUCUCGAAUCUGCCUGCCGGCUUGUCCUCGGCCCUGCGCAGCUACCCCUCCGCACCCAGCACCUCUGAUGAGACGUGCACACCGCAAGUCAUCCCAUUUACCGGCGCUCCAGUGGACGUAACCCCGACCACACAGUCUCGAACAGGUCCGAUUUCUGCAGACACGAACUUCCCAUCGGCUUCUGAGCUUCAGACAAGUUUUCGACGUUCUGAGGCUGCAAAGUGCCGCCGUGUGUACGGUGCGGUGAACAAAAGCCGGUGGUGUAAGCAGUGUAGGUGGAAGAAAGCCUGCACGCGAUUCCAAGGUCCUCCCCACAAAAAUGAUCCCUCAAAUCAAACUUGA